Messenger RNA from Chiloscyllium plagiosum (whitespotted bambooshark), 2160 nucleotides. Lineage: Eukaryota; Metazoa; Chordata; Chondrichthyes; Orectolobiformes; Hemiscylliidae. The record is from RefSeq and is a predicted model, not a curated record.
GUGGGAGGUUAUAAACCGGGGACAUCCCGGGUGGCGGGAAUUUACAGGAGGGGGGGUGGGUUACGCGGAGUGAUCGCGAAGCUGCUCCCCGCGCCGUGCCCUGCUGCCGCUCCUUCCCCCCCACCUCCCGUUCCCCCUCCUCCCUCAGAGACAUGGAGCUCGGCUGUGUCCGCGCGCAGCCCGUUCUCGCCUCCCGCGCGGACGAGGGGGCGGCGGCGGCGGCGUGCGGGCCCGCGCCCCCCGGGGCCGGAACGCUGCAGGAGCCCGAGGAGGACGUGUACGAGAGCCUGCCCGCCAGCGUGUCGGUGAGCGCCCACAUGAUGGCCGGCUCGCUGGCCGGGAUCAUGGAGCACUCCAUCAUGUUCCCCAUCGACUCGGUCAAGACACGCAUGCAGAGUUUACAGCCCGACCCGAAGGCACAAUACAAGAAUGUCUUCGAUGGUCUGUUGAAGAUUGUGCACACAGAAGGUUUCUGGAGACCUUUUCGAGGACUGAACGCGAUGGUACUUGGUGCAGGACCUGCUCACGCUAUGUACUUUUCCAGCUAUGAGAAAAUGAAAAGGACAUUAAGUGACGCCAUCGGUCAGGGUGGCAAUAGUCACUUAGCAAACGGUAUAGCAGGAGGUACAGCAACUUUGAUCCACGAUGCAGUGAUGACCCCGGCUGAAGCUGUCAAACAACGAAUGCAGAUGUUCAAUUCUCCAUACAAAGGUGUCCUGCACUGUAUCCGGGUUGUAUACAAAACAGAAGGGAUCAGAGCAUUUUACUGGAGCUAUACAACGCAGCUGACCAUGAACGUGCCCUUCCAGGCCAUCCAUUUCAUGACCUACGAAUUCAUGCAGGAACAGCUCAAUCCUUGCAGGCACUUUAACCCCUUGUCGCACAUGCUGUCAGGGGCUCUGGCAGGGGCAACAGCAGCUGCGGCUACCACUCCGCUUGAUGUCUGCAAGACCCUUCUCAACACGCAGGAGAAUCUGAAGCUGGGAAUGCUGAAGACCAAAGGUCAGCACCUCUCAGGCAUGCUCAAUGCCUGCAGGAUGGUUUACAAGCUGGGUGGGUUGCCUGCCUACUUCAAGGGUGUGCAGGCACGUGUCAUCUACCAAAUGCCCUCCACUGCCAUUUGUUGGUCAGUCUAUGAAUUCUUCAAGUACGUUAUAACACAGCGGCAGUCUCAGGACCUGCCGGCCUCCUCUUGAGGGCAGCCUGCCCCUCCCUUCAGCUUCCAAAUGGGGUGGUGUUCUAUCAGAUGCUCCCAUGAUUUUCCUAAGAGCUGAAUUAGGAAGUUCCUGUAAGUCUAAGGAUGUCUAUUGGAUACUGUCAGUCAUGUGCCUGAACUGCUACAAGCUUCCAAUCUCUGCCAGAUCUUUCCCCAUAAGUUCCACAUACCAAUGUUCAAGAUCUGAAGACAUGAAAGAGAUUGGUUUCAGCUCCUGUCUAAGUGUCAGGCAAACAGAAAAAUGGUCACUUCCUGGUGCCCUCCCUUUUCUGUGUUGUAGUGCUCACUGAUGAUUUGAAUAAAUCUUCUAUAAAAACAGGGCAGUUGGAGUGGGUGGUUUCAGAAUCAUGGGGUAGUCCUUGUCUUGCAAAGCCCACAGUCUGCAUGGCACCUUGAAGAGUCUUGCUGGCCUGGUAGGAAACUAAAUCAGACAGACUCUUGGUAAACUGACUGUGUGUGUGUGUGUGUCUCUCUCUCUCUCUUUUUCCCCCCCCCCCAAAAAAAAUGAAAACACUUGCAGCUCACUGAGGGAACCUCAGUUCUCAAAGGCUGGGAUCUUACAGUGCACACUGAAAUGUUUUUGAGUUUGUGAACUGCCUCCAGACUGUCCCUGCACCUUGUCAGGUCCCAGCUGAGGACCUCUGCAGAUAGGAGGGAGAGGGAGCUGGAGAGAUUUCUGCUGAAUCGUUGACUAUGCAGUUGGGUGGGGUGAGCUGGGACACAAUUCAUCCUUCUUUGAAAAUUACAUUGAAGAGAUGGGGUUGGGAGGUGGGUGUUGUGGGAAGCGUAAGGUGUGAAAACAAGGGUUAUGUCCCCUGAACACUGACAAAACAACAGCACAAGAUUGUCAACACUAAGAAAAGGGAUAGAGACGGGUGAGAGAGAGAGAGAGAUAGAGACGGGUGAGAGAGAGAGAGAGAUAGAGAUGGGCGAGAGAGAGAGAG